This is a messenger RNA of Dermacentor silvarum, 2190 nucleotides long. RefSeq lists its product as uncharacterized. NCBI's taxonomy places the organism in Eukaryota, Metazoa, Arthropoda, Arachnida, Ixodida, Ixodidae. The transcript is spliced from 2 exons. The record is from RefSeq and is a predicted model, not a curated record. The coding region runs from base 1 to 2190 and encodes 729 amino acids.
AUGCAACCGAAGCCGAAGAAAUCUUGGGGCGAUGCGGCUGUGUGGAAACGGGCGGUCGCUGUUGACAUCGCUGCUACACGGCCUCUCAAGAAACGGACAUCAACCAGCCUUUUUGUUGGAGCUGACGAAGACUCGGUACGCCAGGACGGACCUUCCCCAAGUUUUAGCUAUCCAGGUACCACAGAACUUCAGUGUUUCGACCUUCCAGAGCAAGCUGAGAUGCAUGCUACUACUGAACCUAUCUCGAAACACCAAGCCACUCAAGUAGAUGUUCACAGCAGCAUUUCGGUUUUGGAACGCCGGAAAUUGCGACGUAAGGAGCGCGAUUUAAAGGGACAGAUACAGCGGCUGCGACAAACUGUCGAUAAAUACAAAGAAGAACUCAAGCAACUAAAAGAAGAUUGCAAUUUGACUGCUUUUGUCAAAGUACUUGAAGCAGCACAAGAAAAACAUGUAGGAGCCUGCAUCCUUGUUGACCAGGUGACUAACUUCUCCAAAGUCAGGCCUACAUACUCUGAAGUUACAGUUCGUAACUGCAUUGUCUUACGAAAUUUAUCAGCAAAAGCUUAUGAAUUCAUAAGAAGUAAGAAUCUCCUGAAGCUUCCAAGCCGAGCGACCUUGCAGAGGUUUCUGGGAGUGACGACUGGUGAAGUGGGAUUCACAAGUCUUGUGAAAGAGCGCCUCAAAGCAGAACUGGAAAAUCUGAACACGCAGCCACAGCAAGCAAAAGUGUGCUCACUCGUUGUUGACGAAAUGAGGAUACGACAACGCCUCCAAUACAACAAGCAAAGAGACACCUUUGUUGGAGAAGUUGACUUGGGUCAGGAUUUUGGAACUCCAACGAAAGGUGAACCAGUCCUGGCAAAUUCAUUGUUGUGCUUUGUUUUGACGGGACUCUCUGUGCGCAUUCGAAUACCUGUGGGGUAUUUUUUCACAAAGAACUGCACUGGCCAGCAGCUGUUCACACUGAUGAAAUAUGUUCUAAAGGAAGUGGAGACAGCCGGAUUCUUGGUAGCACGCAUAGUCACAGACAACCAUAAAAUUAAUGUCCUCGCUUUGGAGCUGCUUUGCAAUGGGAAACUAGAGCAUUCUAUAAAGCAUCCUGAAGAUCCUGCCCGAAGGCUGUUCGUUGCCUUUGACCAGUGCCACCUUAUAAAGAAUAUCAGGUCGCAGUUCUUGGCCCGAGACAUCGGCAAAAAUGGUGAAGUUACAUCCUCUCAUGUGAAAAGCCUAUACAAGAUGCAACAGGGGAGCGUCAUCAAACCUGUGCGAUUCCUUACGAGGAAGCAUGUUUAUCCGUCCAAUAUUGAAGCAAUGAAUGUGCACAGAGCUGUUCAGGUUCUGUCACCAGAAGUGACAGCAGCGUUGAAGCUGUUGCAGGAGCAAGCUGGACACACAUGUGACAUCACCUUUGCUGAAGCAGGUCCAACAAUCGAGUUCAUGGACACAAUGCACCGGUGGUUCAUAUUGAUGGACGUGAGUAACUGUACGCAACACAUACACAAAAACAUGCCAGACAGCAAGCAGUACGAGUCUGCUGCUGAUGAGCGCCUUGUGUGGCUCACCUCAUCCUUCUUGCAAUAUCUUGAAGAUUUGAAACGUGAAUGCCAACCGAAGCAGUUCCUAACUAAGGAAACUUAUCACGCACUUGUGUUAACAACUAAAUCCAAUGUUGAAUGCAUUAGAUACCUGCUAGAGGUAGCCUCCUUCAAAUUUGUGCUCACAAGGAAAUUCUCAUCUGACCCUGUUGAGUCCUUUUUUGGAUGGUUAAGAAGGUCAGCAGGUAGCAAUGACCAGACUGAUGCUCAGGCUGUUUUGUCUGGUGUCGAAAAGGCCUUGAAAACUGGAAUAAUUUCUGUUUCAAAAACCAGUAAUGUAGUGGAUGCAUCAAGCCAUGCCUCAGAUGGACUUAAAGCUGCAAGCAAGCCGAAAGAAGAGCAAGCUAGUCAGUUUCCAGUCGAAGCUAAGAAACUUCUUGAAGACCUUCUAAGAAGUCCUGCAAGCUUGCUUCCGACUGUGGACACUGCAGCACUUGCUAUGGUUGGAGGCUAUGUGGCUCGUGUCGUACAAGAGAAGAUUGCUUGUAGCACCUGCAUUUCAGUUGUCACAAAGCCAGCAUCCUCAUCCCCAAUUGACAGUCUGAUCAGGCAUCAAGACAGAGUCCCCAUCCACCUGAGCAGCGCGGUUUGA